This is a messenger RNA of Heterocephalus glaber (naked mole-rat), 12432 nucleotides long. NCBI's taxonomy places the organism in Eukaryota, Metazoa, Chordata, Mammalia, Rodentia, Bathyergidae. The record is from RefSeq and is a predicted model, not a curated record.
ACUUUCUAUUGGACCAAACUCCAGACUCCGGCCCUCGAGUCCUCACGUCUGAGAUCCAGAGGCUGCAGGUCUGAGGCCCAGCCUCCCAGCCCUUUGGAAAGCAGCAGUCAGAGUGUGCCCAAGACCAGGCAGCAGUGUCGCGUUGCGGCCUCAACGACACAGACUCGAGCAUCCGCUCCUGGAGCUGUUUCUGGAGGCCUCAAGCCCCGCCAUGCCCUGGAGAGGCUUCAAAAUUUCUCAACCCGGAGGUCCCGGCAGGGCUGUGCUCCUGGGCCCGGAGGCGCAACUACGCUGAGGGUUUGAUUCGCAGCGUUGGCUGGAAAAGCUUGGGCAGCAAAUGUCAGCAGCCCCUGGGCUCUGGCACCUGAAUGCGAGCAAUCGCGCGGCUGUAGGGCGAUCGUGCUACAGGCCGCUGCCUGGGAGCCGAGCCUGCCCUCGGCUGGGUGGGAGGCGCAAACAAGGCUGGCGGAGCUGAGCCGGGAGAAAUGGUGCCGGCUGGGUCUCAGGCUUCUCGGCCCCCCGGGGCUGGGUGAGGGCCGCGGAAGGGAGGGGCUCGUUCUUCCUCCCCGCGCGCUAGGGCAAGGGUCGGACUGCCCAGCUUCUUCGGGCUGGGGUGGGGAGGAUCGGCCAAGCCUCAGCUCUAAGCGAUUUUUCGUUUCCAAACGCCGCGAUCGCUGAGUCCCUGGUGCGGCCCCCUGGCUCUGCGGCGCCUGCUUGCUGUAGGCAGAAAGCUCCCUCCCUGUUUUCAGACCUUGCUAUUUCAGGAAUUACAGAAAGAGUCCACCAGUGUACUUGCCCUGGGGAAAUCAGGGGUGCAGCCUGACAGAGCCGGGUGCAGCAGGCGCGAGGGGCCCGGAAGCAGACUCGUCUGUCUCCUCCCCCUAGUGUCUCCCCAGCUUUCUUGACCUCAGGGUGAGGGUAGCAGUCAUGUCUGGCUCCCAGAUAUACAGUACUCUGAAAUCAUGUUUCCUGGGAGUGAAGGCCCCAAGCCUACAGCAGCGGCGCUGUGUCCAAAAUGGUCUGGUACUUGCUUCGCAGAUAUCGGCUUCUCCAGAGGAGAAAGUCACUUGGCCUCGGAGCUUAUUCUUGUUUUAUGGAUCGAGCCUCUGAUUUCUCCCAGUAACUUCUUAGUAAUGGGUCAUGUUUGUGUGGGAGGGGUGUGUGUGGGGGGAAGAGGUGGGAAUGUGUGUGCUCCAUAUAAACUAGAUAGUUUGGUAAAGCACAAAUGUAAUUAGGUAUUGUCAGGUGUACUUGUUGAAACACCAUUUUUAUGGAUAACAAUGAGAUUUCUGGAUCCCCAAAAUAGAUCUGUCAAGGGAUACUAUUUCCAAUCCUUGUCGUUUAAUUAUAAAACAAAACCUGGACUUUGUUGUGAAGAGGUCUGUUGGACAUCUAGUCCAACUAGAUAACACGUUAGACUACUUUGAUGUUCUAAGUUGAAUCUAUAUGCAUUUUCUUUUUCUUUUCUUUCUUUUUUUUUUUUUUGGUACCAGGGAUAGAACUCAGGAUCUUGCGCUUUUGAGGCAGGCACCAGAACCACUGAGCUGAAUCCCUGGCCCUACAUGCAUUUUCAUUAAACAGCACUUGUUUGUAUUGCUAUUGCUGGUCAUUUCCCCACUGAACUGUUUCCUCAAGGUAGGGAUAGUUUUUAUUCAUCUCUAAUUUUCCUAAGCCAAAUACUUUCUGAGAAUAUUAAGUAUUCAACAUGCAAAUAUUAAUGAAAUCACUCCCAGUUCCUGGGGGCUCUAAACAUUCUACCACAAGCAAAGGAAAAGGAAUGGAGGAACACGGAGGCAGGCUUCAAAGACCAGAUAAAUGUGAAGGACAAGGUGGUCCAGGCUGACAGACAUUUAUCAGACAGUAAGAGUGCUCAGAAGCAAUUUCCUAAUCAAGUCUCCUCAGUGAUAGGCUUACCUGUGGGCAGGAGGUAAAAAUGACCUAUAGUUUCAGUGAUUUUUAUUUACUUAUUUACUUCUGAGAUGCAGAGAUCCAGCCCAGGGGCUCAUGCAUAUACAUACUCUACCACUGAGCUGCAUACACAGACCUCACAUCCAACCACCCACCCCCACACUGCCCUGGCAAUUCUUUCAAACUACUGGGGUUUGUCUCUCUUUGGAUACGUUCCUCUCUAACCCUCCUUGCUUUUUCCUUCUUUCUAUAGAGUAGGUGUAAUAUAAGCCAUUACACUUGAAAUUAAAAAAUAGCUUUGUUGCAGGGCUUGGUGGCGCAAGCCUGUACUCCUGGUAGUCUGGAGGCUGAGGAAGGAGGAUUGCUCUGAGUUCCAGGCCAGCCAGGGCUACAUAGUGGGAUCCUGUCUCAAAUAACCAAAACAAACAAACAAAUAAACAAAACCAGCUUUGAUAACCUUCAACACCUUAUAUGUCCUUGGAAUUACUGUCCUUGGAAUUAUUUAGCUAAUCUCUAUUUCUCUUUUUAUAUUUUUCACUGUAAUUGUGUGUGUGUUGUUUUUUUCUUGGUACAGGGGCUCGAACUCGGGACCUUGCGCUUGCAAGGCAGGUGCCAGAACUACUGAGCUAAAUCCCGGCCCUUUCACUGUAAUUGUAAGAUAACAUAAAUUGCAAUUGCAAUUUUUUUUCUUUUCCGGAUAUCUAAACUACUUGGGAAGGUGAGCAGCAAAUAUUUAAAAAGCACGCAGCUAAGAGGCAGUGCCCCAGAGCAAGACUUUGGAGGCCUGGGGGGCCGGGGGCAUCUGGUUUCUUUGUUACUUUUCCAGCUCUUUGUGAAACUAUUGCAUCCUUUCUUUUUAGCCUUUGAAUGUACUCUCUAGUCUCUUCUGUAAGUAAACAUUUGAAUAUUCUACCUUGUUAAUAUGUAAAACUGAUACUAUUUUUCAUUAGGGGUUAAUCACAGAGGCUCACCUUGCAUAAGGCUACAUUUAAAAGCUGACCACCACUGAUACAUUACAAAACAUUGAAGAUGACAUAGAACAUUUUCCAUUAAUAGCAGAAUGUCUUGAAGAGUAUACUGCACCUACAGGAAUUAUUUUUUAGAUAGUAGUGCUAGAAAAAUAUACCUCAAUCAGAACACAAUAGUGAAGUCUACAUACUUCAUCUAUAUUAUUGAUUCUGAAUUUCUGUAGACAUAUUUUAAGCAAAACAGGCCUCUCGUCUGCAGUACCUUAAUAUUAACAAAAUUAGUUUUUUAUGAAUUCUAGGAUUAAGCACUUAGAUUUCUGUACUACCUCAUCUACUCUUUUAAUGUCAAGUAUUCAUUCAUCCCAGUUGAUAAGUAAAUAUGAUUCAGAAUGUCAUCUCCAUUUAUAGCACGCGGCAGGAAAAUGUUGCUGAUGUUUAUGAUUCUUGACAACCUUCUUUUAUUUUAGCAUCAAUUUCCUCUCCUCCAUUACGAUUUUUAAUGGAGCCCUUAUUGCUGUUUUUUUCCUUGACCUACUUUCUUUUGAAGCGCUUUUAUAUACAGUAUAGGCUGCUUUGGGUGAAACAGAUUAGUUGGUUAUCACUCUAGACGUUUUUGUGGUUUAAAAAUCAUCUGGCACAACGUUCAUUAUAUCAUAGCCUGUUUGAAUUCUUUUUAAAAUUACGCUUUUCAUGAGUUUGUUCCGUUCUUCAGACUAAAGAUUAAACCUCAUCUGCUCUGACCCAAUUGCUAUUUUUCUUUGUUGCCUCCACCCCCCCUACAGAAUGUGUUUCCAGGGGAGAGGCGUACUUGGAGCUGAAGAGGAGAGUCAAGUGGGACGUGAUUUGGUGCCUCAUUUACUGGAUUCCUCCUCUCCAGCCGGGUGAGAGAAGUCAAGAGACAAUUUUGACAGAUCAGACGAGGCCUCAGCUCUCACGCUUGUGGUCCAUGGGUGCGUACGCGACGGAGCGGGGUGUGAAGAUGGCGGACGAGGAGGCCGAGCAGGAGAGGUUGAGUCGCGGCGGAGGCGGUUGCGUCGCGGAGCUGCAGCGCCUGGGCGAGCGGCUCCAGGAGCUGGAGCGACAGCUGCGCGAGAGCCAGGUGCCAGCCGUGGAAGCGGCCACCGAGUACUGUCAGCAGCUGUGCCAGACACUCCUUGAAUAUGCAGAGAAAUGGAAAACUUCAGAAGAUCCCUUACCUUUAUUGGAGGUAUACACAGUGGCUAUCCAAAGUUAUGUUAAAGCCCGACCUUAUCUUACCACUGAAUGUGAAAAUGUAGCAUUGGUUCUGGAACGCUUGGCAUUAAGUUGUGUUGAACUUUUAUUGUGUCUGCCUGUUGAGUUAUCAGAUAAACAGUGGGAGCAAUUUCAGACACUGGUACAGGUAGCUCAUGAAAAGCUGAUGGAGAAUGGCAGCUGUGAAUUGCAAUUUUUAGCUACUCUAGCUCAAGAGGCUGGGGUGUGGAAAAACCCGGUACUGUGCACUAUUCUUUCCCAGGAACCAUUGGAUCAAGAUAAAGUGAAUGAAUUUUUAGCUUUUGAGGGUCCCAUCUUGUUGGAUAUGAGAAUUAAACAUCUAAUCAAAACAAAUCAGUUAAGUCAAGCAACUGCUCUAGCAAAGCUGUGUUCUGAUCAUCCAGAGAUUGGUACAAAAGGUAGUCUUAAGCAAACUUACCUUGUCUGUCUUUGCACAUCAUCACCAAAUGAGAAGUUAAUCGAAGAGAUUUCGGAAGUUGAUUGCAAAGAUGCUCUAGAAAUGAUCUGUAACUUAGAAUCUGAAGGUGAUGAAAAAAAUGCUCUUGUUUUAUGUACUGCAUUUUUAUCACGUCAGCUCCAACAAGGAGAUAUGUACUGUGCUUGGGAACUUACUCUCUUUUGGAGUAAAUUACAGCAAAGGGUAGAACCAUCUGUGCAAGUGUACCUAGAGAGGUGCCGGCAACUUUCUUUGUUAACGAAGACUGUAUAUCAUAUUUUCUUCCUGAUUAAAGUUAUUAAUUCAGAGACUGAAGGGGCUGGACUUGCUACCUGUAUAGAACUGUGUGUAAAAGCUCUUCGCUUGGAUGCUACAGAAAAUACUGAAGUGAAAAGAUCUAUUUGCAAGACCAUUUCAUGUUUGUUGCCUGAUGAUCUGGAAGUUAAACGAGCUUGUCAACUGAGUGAAUUUCUUAUUGAGCCUACAGUAGAUGCGUAUUAUGCUGUGGAAAUGUUGUAUAACCAGCCAGACCAGAAAUAUGAUGAAGAGAAUCUUCCAAUACCAAAUUCUCUGCACUGUGAGCUCCUACUUGUUCUGAAAACUCAGUGGCCCUUUGAUCCAGAAUUCUGGGAUUGGAAAACCUUAAAACGACAAUGUCUUGCACUAAUGGGAGAAGAAGCAUCCAUUGUGUCUGCAAUUGAUGAACUAAAUGACAGUGAAGUAUAUGAAAAAGUAGUAGACUACCAGGAAGAGAAUAAAGAACCUUCUGUGAAUGGACUUUCUGGUGGAGUUGGUGCUAAUUCUGGCCAUCUUAAAGAUAUUGGUGAUGAAAAGCAAAAGAAGAAGGAGAUAAAACAGUUAAGAGAGAGAGGAUUUAUAUCUGCUAGGUUUAGGAAUUGGCAAGCCUACAUGCAGUAUUGUGUGCUAUGUGACAAAGAAUUCCUUGGCCACCGAAUGGUACGACAUGCCCAGAAACAUUAUAAAGAUGGGGUUUACAGUUGCCCCAUAUGUGCAAAAAACUUUAAUUCUAAAGAAACGUUUGUCCCUCAUGUUACAUUACAUGUUAAACAAUCUAGUAAAGAGAGACUGGCAGCUAUGAAACCAUUAAGAAGAUUGGGAAGGCCUCCUAAGAUCACAACCACCCAUGAGAAUCAGAAGACUAAUACGGUGACUAAGCAGGAACAGCGGCCUAUAAAAAAGAAUAGUCUCUAUUCAACAGAUUUCAAAGUGUUUAAUGAAAAUGAUGGUCCAGAUGAUGAGAAUGAUGACAAAGAUAAAUCUUAUGAGCCCGAAGGGAUCCUAGUCCAGAAACGAGUACCUGUGAAUGAAUUUAAUUGCCCUGUAACUUUUUGUAAAAAGGGCUUUAAGUACUUAAAAAAUUUAGUUGCUCACGUAAAGGGGCAUAAGGAUAAUGAAGAUGCCAAGCGCUUUCUUGAAAUGCAAAGCAAAAAAGUUAUUUGCCAGUACUGUAGACGGCAUUUUGUAAGUGUCACUCAUCUCAAUGAUCACUUACAAAUGCACAGUGGCAGUAAACCAUAUAUCUGUAUACAGAUGAAAUGUAAAGCCGGUUUUAAUAGUUAUGCAGAGCUUUUAACCCACCGAAAGGAGCAUCAAGUUUUCAGAGCAAGGUGCAUGUUUCCCAAAUGUGGCAGAAUUUUUUCAGAAGCUUAUUUACUGUAUGAUCAUGAAGCACAACAUUAUAAUACCUACACUUGUAAGUUCAUAGGUUGUGGUAAAGUUUAUCGUUCUCAGAGUGAGCUGGAAGAGCAUCUUGAUGAUCACAAUACUCCUGAAAAAGUGGUGCCUCCUGAAGACCAUCUUAAUUCAUCUGGAGAUUCUGUUCAGUCUUCCAUAGUGAAUCAGAACACAGGAGAGAAAACUGAGAAAGAAAAAUCUAUGCUUCCCUCAGAAAAUAACAUUGAAAAUGGAAUACCAGCAGACAGAAGUGAUGCUUGGGAUAAAAGCAAAUCAGAGUCAGCUGUGACCAAACAAGACCAGGUUUCUGCUUCCGAGCUCAGGCAAGCAAAUGGAUCAUUGUCGAAUGGUUUGGAAAACCCUGCUACUACCACUCCUCUUCUUCAGGCCAGUGAAGUAGCUGUGUCUAUCAAAGUGUCUCUCAAUCAAGGGAUUGAGGAUAACUUUGGAAAGCAAGAAAAUUCAACUGUGGAAGGUGCUGGUCAGCCACUGAUUACAAACUUAAACACACCUGUUGAAGAUACUUGUAAUAAUGUGUGUCAUCCAAGUUUCCAUGAGAAAAAAGAACAGGAUUGCUUUAAUGAAGCCCAGAUUUCUCAGAAUUCUUUAGUAAAUUCAGAAACUCUCAAAAUAGGUGAGCUUAACCCACAAAACUUAGGACACGUGAACAGUCUGAUGACCUUUUCUGUGCAAAGUGAUGCAGAAUUUCAAAACAGUUUACCAGCUUCCAAGUAUGAAUGUGGAAAUAAUGUUAAAGUAUCAUCCAGUCUUUAUAAUUUACCUCUAAAGACAUUAGAAAGUAUCACAUUUGUUCCUUCACAGCCUAACCUAAGUAGUUCAUUAGGAACUCCAUCAGUGCCUCCAAAAGCUCCAGCUCAGAAAUUCAGCUGCCAAGUUGAAGGAUGUACUCGAACCUAUAAUUCUUCUCAAAGUAUUGGGAAACACAUGAAGACAGCACACCCUGAUCAAUAUGCUGCAUUUAAGGUGCAGCGCAAAAGUAAAAAAGGUCAGAAAUCUAACAACUUAAAUACACCAAAUAAUGCAAAAUUGGUUUAUUUUUUGCCAUCACAGGUGAGCAGCUCUAAUAAUGCAUUUUUUACACCACAGACCAAAGCCAGUGGGAAUCUUGCUUGUUCAACCCAGUUGCAGCAUGUCUCACCUUCCAUUUUUCCAGCUCAUUUAGCAAGUGUGUCAACUCCACUAUUGCCCUCAAUGGAUACUGUCAUAAAUCCAAAUAUACCUUCUCAGGAUAAAAAUGAACAAGGUGGUAUGUUAUGUUCUCAAAUAGAAAAUUUACCUAAUACUACCUUGCCAGCACAAAUGGAAGAUAUAACCAAAACGGUUUUGCCUUUGAAUAUUGACAGUGGCUCAGAUCCUUUCCUUCCUUUACCUGCAGAAAGUAAUUCAAUGUCUCUCUUCCCUUCACCAGCAGACAGUGGGACUAAUUCUGUUUUUUCUCAACUGGAAAAUAGUACAAAUCAUUAUUCCUCACAGGUUGAAGGAAACACUAAUUCUCCCUUUCUAAAGGGGAGUAAUGGUGAAAACGCAGUUUUUCCUUCACAAGUGAAUGUUGCAAAUGACUUCAGUAGCACCAGUGCCCAAGAGUCUGCCCCGGAAAAAGUAAAAAAAGACCGUGGGCGAGGCCCAAAUGGGAAAGAAAGAAAACCCAAGCACAACAAAAGGGCUAAAUGGCCUGCAAUUAUCAGAGAUGGGAAAUUUAUCUGUAGCAGAUGUUACAGGGCUUUUACUAAUCCCAGGUCACUGGGUGGACACUUAUCUAAGCGAUCUUACUGUAAACCACUGGAUGGAGCAGAAAUUGCUCAAGAACUUUUGCAAAAUAAUGGACAGCCUUCUCUUCUUGCCAGUAUGAUUCUCUCCACAAACGCAGUAAAUUUGCAGCAACCACAGCAAUCUACCUUCAACCCAGAAGCAUGCUUUAAAGAUCCAUCAUUCUUACAGCUUCUCGCUGCUGAAAAUCGCCCAUCAACAUUUUUACCAAAUACAUUUUCUCGGUCUGGUAUGAAUAACUUUAAUACCAGCAUUAGUCAAGAAGGAAGUGAAAUUAUUAAGCAGGCUUUGGAAACUGCUGGCAUUCCUAGUACUUUUGAGGGUGCUGAAAUGCUUUCUCAGGUUGUUCCCACAGGUUGUGUCUCAGAUUCAGCACAAGUAAAUGCAACAGUGAUGACAAAUCCAACUGUUUCGCCCUUACUGCAGACUGUAUGCCACCCAGACACCCUGCUGACAAACCAGAACAGGACACCAAAUUCCAAAACUUCCAUCAUUGAGAAAUGUAGCAGUUUGCCUGUUUUUCCAGCAAAUGACUUACUACUGAAAACUGUUGAAAAUGGUUUGUGUGCUACUUCAUUCACUAAUUCUACUGGGCUAUCACAGAAUUUUACCAGUAACAGUCCACGUGUUUCUGUUAUAAGUGGUCCUCAGAACACAAGAUCUAAUCAUUUAAAUAAAAAGGGAAACAGUGUUUCUAAGAAAAGAAAGAAAGUUACUCCUCCACUAAUUGCACCUAAUGCAUCCCAAAACUUGGUACCAAGUGAUGUAACAACAAUGGGACUUGUAACAAAGAAUAUUGAGAUUCCUACUACUAACCUCCAUUCAAAUGUAAUUCCAAAUUGUGAACCUCAGGGUUUGGUGGAGAAUAUAACACAGAAAUUAAAUAAUGUUGACAAUCAGUUGUUUAUGACUGAUGCAAAAGAGAACUUCAAAAGCAAUCUCGAUUCCCAUACAGUGUUACCCUCUUUAACAUUAAAAACUGAAAAUGGUGAUUCCCAGAUGAUGGCUUUGAAUUCAUGUACAACUUCAGUGAAUUCUGAUUUGCAGAUUUCUGAAGAUAAUGUUAUACAUAACAUUGAAAAGACUCUUGAAAUUAUUAAAACUGCUAUGAAUUCUCAGAUACUUGAGGUAAAAAGUGGCUCUGAGGGUGCUGGUGAAACAUCACAGAAUACUCAGAUAAAUUAUAAUGUUCAGCUUCCUUCAGUAAACUCUGUUCAAAAUAACAAAUUACCUGAUUCAUCUCAGUUUUCCUCUUUAAGUGUCAUGCCAACAAAAAGUAACAUUCCUCAGUCUGAAGUAUUACAUGAGGAAGAUCAAAUACAAGAAAUUUUAGAAGGUUUACAAAAAUUAAAAUUAGAAAACGACCUAUCCACUCCAGUGUCCCAGUGUAUACUAAUAAAUACAUCAGUGACACUGAGUCCUCCUGUUAAACCAAUUCCAAAUAUCACAGUUGUUCAGCCAGUUUCUGAAAUGGUACAUGUUCCAUUUAGUGACAAAGUUAAUAAACCGUUUGUGUGUCAAAACCAAGGCUGUAACUACAGUGCUAUGACAAAGGACGCUCUCUUUAAGCACUAUGGUAAAAUCCACCAAUACACUCCAGAAAUGAUUCUUGAAAUUAAGAAGAAGCAGUUGAAAUUUGCUCCAUUUAAAUGUGUAGUUCCUACAUGUACAAAAGCAUUUACAAGAAAUUCUAACCUCCGGGCACACUGUCAGUUGGUACAUCAUUUUACAACAGAAGAAAUGGUAAAGUUAAAAAUAAAAAGGCCUUAUGGAAGAAAGUCUCAGAAUGAAAAUUUGUCAACCUCACGAAUUAUGCAAGUGAAAAAACAGCCAGCUGUGACAGAGGAAACUAAAAGGGAAUUACAACCUACUUUACUUUUGGGAGGAGAGACAGAAAAUGCCCUCAGUAAUGUAGCAGUGGUCCCAGAAAAACAACUUUUGGAAAAAGAAAGUCCUGAAAAAACAGAAAGUUCUUCACAACUAAUUGUAGUUACUUCUGAGCAGUGUAAUACAGAUUCUCCCACAGACAUCCAAAGCAAAGGACGAAAAAUUAGGAAGCAUAAAAAAGAAAAGGAGGAGAAAAAACGAAAGAAGCCAGUUUCCCAAUCCCUUGAAUUUCCAACAAGAUAUAGUCCCUAUAGACCUUACCGUUGUGUUUACCAAGGGUGUUUUGCUGCCUUUACAGUACAGCAAAACUUAAUUCUUCAUUACCAGGCUGUACACAAAUCAGAUCUUCAUGCAUUUUCCGCAGAGGUUGAAGAGGAGAGUGAAGUUGGGAAAGAAAGUAAAGAAACUGAAACUAAACAAACAAUGAAAGAAUUUCGGUGUCAGGUGAGUGACUGUUCUCGAAUUUUCCAAGCAAUUACUGGACUAAUACAACACUACAUGAAACUUCAUGAAAUGACUCCUGAGGAAAUUGAAAGUAUGACUGCUUCUGUUGAUGUUGGCAAAUUUCCAUGUGACCAAUUGGAGUGUAAGUCUUCAUUUACAACAUAUUUGAACUAUAUCGUUCAUCUUGAGGCAGACCGUGGAAUUGGAGCAAGAGCAAGUAAAACAGAAGAAGAUGGCAUAUACAAAUGUGAUUGUGAAGGUUGUGAUCGGAUAUAUGCAACUCGAUCUAACCUCCUCCGACACAUUUUCAAUAAACAUAAUGACAAACAUAAAGCUCAUUUGAUUCGGCCAAGAAAAUUAACACCUGGUCAGAAAAAUAUAUCAAGCAAAGCAAACCAAGAAAAGUCAAAAUCUAAGCAACGGGGAACAAAACACAGUAGAACUGGAAAGGAAGGAAUCAAAAUGCCUGCAACCAAACGAAAGAAAAAAACUUUAGAAAACAAGAAUGCAAAGAUUGUACAGAUUGAAGAAAACAAACCUUAUUCUCUGAAACGAGGAAAGCAUGUAUAUUCUAUAAAGGCAAGAAAUGAUGCCUUGUCUGAAUGUACAAGCAGAUUUGUAACCCACUAUCCAUGUAAGAUAAAGGGAUGUACUUCAGUUGUUACAAGUGAAAGCAAUAUAAUUAGACAUUAUAAAUGCCAUAAAUUAUCUAAGGCAUUUACAUCACAACACCGCAAUCUUCUUAUUGUCUUCAAACGGUGUGACAACUUGGAAGUAAAAGAAACUUCUGAGCAAGGAGGUGACAAGAAGGACGUGAAAGCUUCUGACACAUGUAUAUCAGAGAACAAUGAUAACUCCAGAACAACUACUGUUCCACAGAAGGAAGUUGAAAAAAAUGAAAAAGAUGAAAUGGAUGAACUAACAGAAUUAUUUAUUACAAAACUAAUAAAUGAAGAUAGCACAAGUAUGGAAACCCAAGGUAAUACCGCCUCAAACAUAAAUAAUGAUUUUCAGGAAAGUAAUCCCUGCCAGUCAGAAAGACAAAAAGCAAUUAAUUUGAAGAGAGUUAAUAAAGAAAAAAACCUCUCACAAUGUAAAAAAAGGAAAGUUGAAAAGGUUGAACCAGAAUUAACAGUUGAGAUAAAUAGCUUGCGUAAAGAGGAAGAAACUGCUGUUGCAAUUCAAACCACUGAGGAGCAUCCUGCAUCUUUUGACUGGAGCUCUUUUAAACCAACGGGAUUUGAAGCAUCCUUUCUGAAGUGUCUUGAAGAGCCUGCAGUGCAACAGAAGAAGAAUACUGACAAAGACCACACAAAUAGUGGAACUAAAAGAGGAUCCCAUUCAAAUUCAAGAAAAAAUACUGAUAAGACUGCUGUGACUAUUGCAAAUCAUAUUUGUUCCUGGAAAGAAAGUGAAAUUUUUGUACAGUUUGCCAAUCCAUCACAGCUUCAGUGCAGUGAUAAUGUAAAAAUUGUUUUAGACAAGACUCUUAAAGAUUGCACUGAGCUUGUCCUAAAACAGCUUCAGGAAAUGAAACCUACCGUCAGUCUGCAAAAACUUGAAGUACGUUAAAAUGAUCCAGGUACGUCAGUUAUGAAAGAAAUGAGUGUAGGUAAAGCCACAGGCAGAGGGCAGUACUGAUAAUGUACUAUAAUUACAUCAUUUAUAGUUUUAAGUAGGAACCCACCAAGCAUGCUGUAAUGGUGAAUCUUUUAUUUUUUGUUGACAUGAAUUAGCCUGGCCAAAAAAAAAAGCGUGGCAUAUGUCAUGUAGGUCUCUUUAUCCCUAUGGGACUUGAGGAACAGAAUUAGUACUUCAUUUAUUGUAAAUAUUUGAGUUAAUCCUCAAAUUUUUAUCACCAAAUUUCCCUUUUCACGAAUUAGACUGAUUUAUCUGUAUGAUUGGUAUGUUUCACCAGGUCACUGCUCAUGUAUAACAGUACUCUCAUUUGUAGAUACUUUUUGUAUAUAUUUAUUAUUGUAAAUCAUUUGCUGCCACCAGCAGUCUAUAAGUCUAAACUAUUAAAUGAUACAUUUAUAUUUGGAAUUUUAA